UGUUAGGAAUAGACCACUUGAUCACUGAAAAUCCAGAACCAUUCAUUUGUACAGAAGCACACAAGUAUAGCGUUAGUCACAGUGAGUUCACCGGCGGCAUGGCUUUCUUCUCCUUCUUGCUCGCACGGCGGAUGUGUUGGCCGGCGGCAUCGAGGGGAUGGCGGGCGUUCACAACUUCAGAGGGGUCACGGCCGGUCAUCGUCCAUAAGCGGAGCCUUGACAUUCUGCACGACCCCUGGUUCAAUAAGGGCACCGCGUUCCCGAUCACAGAGCGGGACAGGUUGGAUCUUCGUGGCCUUCUUCCUCCUAACGUCAUGACUCCUCAGCAGCAAAUUGACAGGUUUAGUAAGUUUCGGUCGGCCUUUGCUUUGGAAUUUUUGAGUUUAAGCAUUGGUAUAUUAUGGCGAUUCAUUGAUUCAUUGAAAUGUCCAUGUUUAUUUCACACGGCAAGCAAUUUUCAGUUUGUGAAGGAUUAAUUGGGGGAGUACGUG
Dendrobium catenatum is the source of this 491-nucleotide messenger RNA. Its product is annotated as NAD-dependent malic enzyme 1, mitochondrial-like. The coding region runs from base 99 to 476 and encodes 125 amino acids. The transcript has 2 exons. Lineage: Eukaryota; Viridiplantae; Streptophyta; Magnoliopsida; Asparagales; Orchidaceae. The record is from RefSeq and is a predicted model, not a curated record.